CCAGGCUCAUGCGUUUCUGGUGACGGUGACAGAGUGGACACAGGAAGAGCGGAUACCCAAAGGAUCUAACUGAGAGGAAUCCCUGACGAAACACUGGAGAAAGAAGAGAGAGUAUAAAGAGGAGAAAGCAGAUACAAAACAAUCAGGGGAUGACAUAGCCAAAGAAAUGAGGAUCCUACAGCUGAAUGAAUGUGAAAAUCUUGAGCUUUAACCAGCGUACCUAGGACAAGGGACCUACCCAACCAAACCAAAGUACUUCUAUACCAAAGCAACCUAAACCAAACAGAACCAAACCAAACUAAAGGUCUAAAGCCUGAAUCCAUCACCUACAGUAUAUUAUAUAUUGUCAAGAUGAAGCUGGAUAGCACACCAGGAGACAUGAGCGGGUGGAGGGAGAUGGACUUUGCCCUUAACUGCACCUACAUUGUGCCAGACCAGGUGUCGGACCCGAGCUUCAGCCUGCCCAAAGCCAUGACUUCCAUCCCACGCAACCUCACCUUCGAAUACGGCACAGACAAUGAGGUGACAGGCGUGUUCAGCAAAGAAUACAUUCCUCAGGGGACUCGCUUUGGCCCCCUGCAAGGAGACAUCUUCACCAAAGACAAUGUCCCCAAACAGGCCAACAGGAAAUACUUCUGGAGGAUUUACAGCAGUGGGCAGCUUCAAAACUUCAUUGACGGCUAUGACGUCCACAAGAGCAACUGGAUGCGUUACGUCAACCCAGCCCGCUCUCUGGAUGAACAGAACCUGGUGGCGUGCCAGAACAGCCGGGACAUCUACUUCUACACCAUCCGACCGGUGGAGCCCAAUCAGGAGCUGCUGGUGUGGUACAGCCAAGAGUUUGCCCAAAGGCUCUGCAGCCAGCAGGGCGACAUCAAACAGAAAUACAUGAGUUCUGAUGAAGACCAUGAGCUGGAGUACACCAAACAGCACUUACCUCAGCAGACAUGUCUUAAAGAAAGAACAAAGGAAGAGGUGAAAGAAGAGAUGGAUGAAGAUGGAGAGGAGAAGAUUGAUGUGGAGAUGUUGGAGAGAGACACUCCGCCUGACACGCCUGACGACCAGAUCAUGGACUUCAGCAAAAAGGUUGAGAAGGAGGAGAAGAGUGACAGAGAUCCAGAAUACCGGGGGAUCAUUCCUUCCCCUCAGCUCGAACAUAGAGAGCCCAACCUGUGCUUAAAUAACCCGUACUUACCAGAUCACCAUCCUGCGUUCCCAUCCCUGCACCGAAAUCUCCCUCUUCACCUUCACGGCCUCUACAGCCACAGAGAGGGCCUUGUUUCAUCUUAUCCCCUUUACCACCAGUCCAGCCCCCUCCAGCCCACUUACCAGCUCCUUCCUCCCUACGGCCCACACUAUUCUCGCCUCCUCCUCCCCUCGUACUCUCCUCCCUUUCCUGGGAUGCUGCCCUCAAGAGGAUCCCUCCGAUACAGCAGCUAUCUGGGCACAGACGGACACCCGUAUCCACCUAUCGGCCAGCCUAAUCUACUUCCAGUGUCCCUCCCCUACCCUCCGUCUCCACAGGGGGGUCUGAAAGAACUAACACCAAAUGUGUCGCCACCACGAGGAGCCCCAGCCACCCCAGAGCUCUCACCUCUCCCCAAGCCCGACAGUCAGCAUCAGUCCCCUGAGCAGUCUCCCUCUGGUUGCGAGGAAGCCAUGAAUCUAAGCCUGGCUAUGACCAAAAGCAACACAGCACCACGCAACGGUCCUGGCUACAAAUCCCUGCCCUACCCACUGAAGAAGCAGAAUGGAAAGAUCAAGUAUGAAUGUAAUAUCUGCACAAAGACUUUCGGGCAGCUGUCGAACCUCAAGGUCCAUCUCCGAGUGCACAGUGGUGAGAGACCGUUCCAGUGUAACCUAUGCAAAAAGAGCUUCACUCAGCUGGCCCACCUCCAGAAACAUCACCUGGUCCACACAGGGGAGAAGCCACAUGAAUGUCAGGUGUGUCACAAACGCUUCAGUAGCACCAGCAACUUGAAAACACAUCUGCGCCUCCACUCUGGGGAAAAACCUUACCAAUGUAAGCUGUGCAGCACCAAGUUCACACAGUACAUCCACCUCAAACUGCACCGCCGCCUCCACAGCAGUCGCGACCGCCCCUACCGCUGCCAGCUCUGCGCCCUGGCCUUCUUCCACCGCUUCUCCCUCCGCAUCCACCAGCGCAGCUGCUGCCUGGCUAAUUCCAAUGCUCCUGUCAACAUACACAUGAAAGAGAUGGUGGAGCGGUUUGAUGCCAGCCAAGAGGCUGACACGCUCACAGAGACGGCAUCGGCACCGCAGGUGGAGGAAGCUGUGGAGCGCUGGUUGGCCCGUACUUUGGAAGGCGAGGGGAAGGAGGACCAGCGAGAGGCCACCAUACUGCUGAAAGCUCUGACAGCGGCUAUUAACGCACCAGCAAUGCCCAUGACCCAACCAGCUAUGCCUACAUCACACCACAGCCCUCCACUGACCUAUCAGGAGAGGGCCAGCGUAGUUCAUCUCCACAAACGGCCAACAGUGAAAACAGAAGGACAGAGAGAAGGAAUUUAAGGAGGGGGAAAUAUAAAAAGGACAUGCAACAUAACAUCAACCAAGAAGACAGAUGUGGCCAAAUAAACUCCCCAUAUUGUCCACGAAGGGCAUAACAGGGAAUAUAAACUUCCAUAGUCCAAUGAGCGCAGCACCAAAAGAAGAGCAUUCCAAAGACUGGGCGAGGGUAUUCAGGGAUUGUACUUCCUCCUAAACAUCAGUUUAAAAAAUGAAAGCGGAGGAUGUUGUUAAGCUGUGAAGUAUUUAAAACUCUUUUCACUCAGGUAGAGAAGUGUAUGCUUUUUUGUGCUUUAACUUAUUACUUAUUUUUGAAAUUUAAGUCAUCUAUAUUUAUUUAGUAGUACCAACCAGUUUGUUUUCUGCUAGUGUUUUUUUUUAUGUGUUGACAUUUCCAAGGAGAUUUUACCUCUUAGGAAAACAAAACAACAAAAAUGACAUAAACCUGUGCAUGAGUCUCACUUGUUAUAUUGUGCAUUGUUUAUUGUGACAGUGCGUUUGAGCUUCUGGGUGCUCGUGUACAACGAGUGGAAGUUUUUAUAUGAACGACAGGGCACAGUGAUAGCACAAAACACCUUCCUGCUCCUCAACUGUUUGCAACUAUUUUAUUUAUUUAUAAUAAAAAAGGGAAAAUCAGGUAUCUUGAAACUGUGUGUCAAUAAGCAAUUGCCAAAAUUACAAUCAAAGAACAUGAAUGUGUAGCAUUGUUUUCCGAUCAUUAUUCAGCUCAUUCAAACAUUAGAAGGGAAGGAAGACAUUCAGACAAAGCAUUAAUCACUUUUUUUCUUGAUCAUUCAGCAACUUCUCACAGCUAAUUUAGAUAUGUAUUGAAGACACACUGUGUUGAACAAAACCAAAUACCACCAAAAGAAACAAAAUACUACAGAUUCAAUGUGAUCACAAUAUCACAAUGAAAUAUGUUCACUAUAUCCUCUGAAAAAUAUUUUUAUUCUUUCUUUCUUAACGUUUUUAUGUCACAACAUAAUGCUGAGUAAAUAAAUCGCUAUGUAGCUUUUUACUUAAUUCAAGUGUUUCAGAUAUUUCUUACAUACAAAGCUUUACUGUAAAUGUUUGUAAACUCGAGCCUCAUCCAAAUCUUAAUUCAGACAUCAGUACCUCAUAUUCAGCAAUGGACAACAAAAACGAGCAAAACGGGAGCACAAUUUUCUAAUAUUGUUAAUAUUUUUCUCACUUAGCACUGAAAUGAAAAUGCUACUAGAUCUGUGUGCUUUGGGUGUUACCCAAAACCAGAAGGCUGGAAUUGUUCUUGAAAAGUUUACUCCUGAGCCAGCAAUGUACUUCUUUUAUCAUUUUGUAGUUUUUUUUUUUCUUUUGUACAGUAUGUUUGUCUAUGUAGUUUAUUUUUGGAAACAGUUAAGAAUUUAUACGUGAGAGACUAUUUUGAUGAUACUUUUAUAUUUACAUGAUGUAGCAUAUUAAAGAUAUUGUUUCUAUA
Messenger RNA from Siniperca chuatsi (mandarin fish), 3985 nucleotides. It is a transcript of the gene prdm1b, whose product is annotated as PR domain containing 1b, with ZNF domain. The transcript has 7 exons. The record is from RefSeq and is a predicted model, not a curated record. Gene Ontology annotation, cellular component: nucleus; cytoplasm. Gene Ontology annotation, biological process: cell fate commitment; regulation of transcription by RNA polymerase II. Lineage: Eukaryota; Metazoa; Chordata; Actinopteri; Centrarchiformes; Sinipercidae. Bases 352 to 2532 code for a protein of 726 amino acids. Gene Ontology annotation, molecular function: DNA-binding transcription repressor activity, RNA polymerase II-specific; histone deacetylase binding; RNA polymerase II cis-regulatory region sequence-specific DNA binding.